Molecule: messenger RNA, 3900 nt
Organism: Nematolebias whitei (Rio pearlfish)
Lineage: Eukaryota; Metazoa; Chordata; Actinopteri; Cyprinodontiformes; Rivulidae
Gene: fmnl2a
Product: formin-like 2a
Exons: 27
Coding region: 450-3704 (1084 amino acids)
Biological process (GO): cell migration; cortical actin cytoskeleton organization; regulation of cell shape
Cellular component (GO): cytosol
Molecular function (GO): small GTPase binding; actin filament binding
Source: RefSeq, a predicted model, not a curated record
GGGGGGGGGGGGGUGAUCUCCUCCUCUUCGAUCAGCAGCGCUGGGAUUGAGAAAGCUCAAACAGGCGGAAAGACGGAACCAGUGUGAAUCAUGCCCGUCGUCAUUCCUACCGACUGGGAGUGGAGUCGAAAUUGUGCAAGAUACGGAUAACUCCGAGGAGAGGUCCGAGCUGCGUCUUCAUUUUGUGUGCGCGUGAGAAGAAAAUGUCUCUUCAGGGUCUCCGCAGCUGCUUCUGCCGCUCGGACCCGUCGUGUAAUGUUGCCUCUCUCUCAUGUGUUUUAUGAAGAAGAAGAAAAAGAAGAAGUGACCUGGAUAAACCUGCUGGGAGCCCAGAGGGCGUGAGGAUACUCAACACUUUAUUUUUCACCGCCGUGAAGCGCAAAUUGUAUUUAUUUUUUCCACACAAGUUUAACUAAGGGGGCAAAAGUUGUGCCUGGUCCAGAGGAACCAUGGGGAACGCAGGCAGCAUGAACCAGCACACCGACUUAAGGGGGCACAACAUGCCCCUGAAACUACCCAUGCCAGAGCCUGGUGAGCUGGAGGAGAAAUUUGGAAUCGUUUUGAACUCGAUGAAUCUUCCUCCAGACAAGGCACGGCUCCUGCGGCAGUAUGACAACGAGAAGAAAUGGGAACUGAUUUGUGAUCAGGAGCGAUUUCAAGUGAAAAACCCACCUCACACGUACCUUCAAAAGCUGAGGAGUUAUCUAGACCCGGCAGUCACGAGAAAGAAAUUCAGACGGAGGGUACAGGAGUCCACCCAAGUUUUGAGAGAGCUGGAAAUUUCUUUACGGACCAAUUACAUAGGGUGGGUGAGGGAGUUUUUAAAUGAAGAGAAUAAAGGUCUGGAUGUGCUGGUGGAGUACCUUUCUUUUGCACAGUACGCCGUCACGUAUGAUGGUGAUUGUGUGGAGAACAGCACCGAGGGUGCGAUGGAUAAGUCUAAGUCCUGGAAUCGCUCUAUAGAAGACCUGCACAAAGGAGGCACCCUGCCGUCUAACAUCACAGGAAACGGCAUCACUCGAGCUGGGCGACAUUCCACGAUACGUUCCAACACACUGCCAAGCCGGAGAACCCUGAAAAACUCCAGACUGGUCUACAAGAAAGAUGACGUUCAUGUGUGCAUCAUGUGCCUACGCGCCAUCAUGAACUACCAGUAUGGCUUCAACAUGGUCAUGUCACACCCACAUGCUGUGAAUGAAAUUGCACUAAGUCUCAACAAUAAAAACCCGAGAACGAAAGCUCUGGUUUUGGAGCUCCUGGCGGCAGUUUGUCUCGUCAGAGGAGGCCACGAAAUUAUUCUCUCCGCGUUCGACAACUUUAAGGAGGUUUGCAUGGAGUCGCAGCGGUUUGAGAAGCUGAUGGAGUACUUCAAAAACGAAGACAACAACAUUGACUUCAUGGUUGCAUGUAUGCAGUUCAUCAACAUAGUUGUGCACUCAGUUGAGGACAUGAACUUCAGAGUUCACCUACAGUACGACUUCACCAAGCUGUGUUUGGACGACUACUUGGAUAAACUUAAGCACACUGAGAGUGAUAAGCUCCAGGUCCAGAUCCAGGCCUACUUGGAUAAUGUGUUUGACGUGGGUGCCCUGCUGGAGGAUGCUGAGACCAAAAACGCUGCUUUGGAGCGGGUGGAGGAGCUGGAGGAGAACUUGUCACACAUGACAGAGAAGCUGCAGGACAUGGAGAAUGAAGCCAUGGCUAAGAUUGUGGAGCUGGAGAAGCAGCUGAUGCAAAGAAACAAGGAUCUUGAGUCCGUCAAGGAAGCCUUCAAAGACACCACCUCCCAGGUUCACUCGCUGCGGCAGACGCUGAAGGAGAAAGACGAGGCCAUCCAGCGUCAGAGCAAGCUGGAGAAGAAGAUCCACGAGCUGGAGAAGCAGGGCACCAUCAAGAUCCACAAGAAGGGAGACGGAGACAUCUCCAUCCUGACGUCCUCUCCGUCCGGUGUGGAGGGCCCGUCGGGCGUCACGCCGGGGGUCGGUCAGAACCACGUGGGAGGCACGGCUGCCGGACCUCCACCACCUCCUGCACCCCCUCCGCUGCCGGGAAACGGAACAUUACCAAAUGGGCCAUCGUUAGAACUUCCAACAGUAGCUCCUCCCCCUCCACCCCCACCCCCUCCUCCUCCUCCCCCACUACCCUCAGAGAUGUCAGCUCCUCUGCCUCCUCCUCCACCCCCUGUGGCACCCCCACUGCCUGGGUGUGGGACGCCCACAGUGAUCAUGAACUCGGGGUUAGCAGAGGGACCCAUCAAACUUUUCUCUGUUAAGAUCAAGAAACCCAUCAAGACGAAGUUCCGGAUGCCUGUCUUUAACUGGGUGGCCCUGAAACCAAACCAGAUCAACGGGACCGUGUUCAACGAGAUCGACGACGAGCGGAUACUCGAGGACCUAAAUGUCGAUGAAUUCGAGGAGAUGUUUAAAACUAAAGCUCAGGGCCCGACGGUCGAGCUCACUAUGAACAAGCAGAAGAUCAUUCAGAAGGGACCCAACAAAGUGACCCUGCUGGACUCCAACAGAGCCAAGAACCUGGCCAUCACACUGAGGAAGGUGGGCAAGACGUCUGAGGAGAUCUGCAAGGCUAUUCAGCUGUUUGACCUGCGGACUCUGCCGGUGGACUUUGUGGAGUGCUUGAUGCGCUUCCAGCCCACAGAGAACGAGAUCAAAGUCCUGCGACAGUUCGAGAAGGAGCGCAAGCCUCUGGAAAGCCUGACGGACGAGGACCGCUUCAUGAUGCAGUUCAGCAAGAUUGAGCGGCUCAUGCAGAAGAUGACCAUCAUGGCCUUCAUCGGCAACUUCAGUGAAAGCGUUCAGAUGCUCACGCCGCAACUGCACGCCGUCAUCGCAGCGUCCGUCUCCAUCAAGUCGUCACAGAAGUUGAAGAAGAUUUUAGAGAUCAUCUUGGCUCUUGGAAACUACAUGAACAGCAGCAAGAGAGGAGCCGUGUACGGAUUCAAGCUGCAGAGUUUAGACCUGCUGCUUGACACCAAGUCAACAGACCGCAAAUUGACACUGCUGCACUACAUCGCCAACAUCAUCAGGGAGAAAUACCCACAAGUGUCUCAUUUCCACAAUGAGCUACACUACGUUGAGAAAGCUGCUGCAGUGUCGCUGGAUAACGUCCUGCUGGACGUCAAAGAGCUGCAGAGAGGCAUGGAGCUGACCAAACGAGAGUACAGCAUGCACGGACACAACACCAUGCUCAAAGACUUCAUCGCGCACAGCGAGAGUAAGCUGAAAAAGCUGCAGGACGACGCCAAGAUCGCACAGGACGCCUACGACGAGGCUGUCAAAUUCUUCGGGGAGAACUCAAAAACCACACCGCCGUCCGUUUUCUUCCCGGUGUUUGUGCGAUUUGUUAAGGCCUACAGGCAAGCGGAGGAAGACAAUGAGCAGAAGAAGCGCCAGGAGCAGAUGUUGAUGGAGAAACUCCUUGAACAAGAAGCCAUGAAGGAGGAAGACCAGAAGUCUCCGUCCCAUAAAAACAAGCGGCAGCAGCAGGAGCUCAUCCAGGAGCUCCGGAGGAAACAGGUUAAAGACAGCCGCCAUGUCUACGAAGGCAAAGACGGAGCCAUCGAGGACAUCAUCACGGAUUUAAGGAAUCAGCCGUACAGACGAGCGGACGCUGUGCGGAGGAGCGUCAGGAAACGCUACGACGAUCAGAAUCUGCGGCCGGUGAACAAUGGAGAAGUGGUCAUGUGACGAGGGAACAGUGCACGUGCAGCAGGAGGGAGGGAGGGAAGCAGGAAAGGAUGGAGUGGGGUAAAGUGACGCGGAAAGAAGGAUGCCAGGUGUUUGUAGCAGCUAUGGAGACGACUUUACAUGAAACUAUUGAAUAUGAAUCUGCACGCUAAAGUAGCAGAACUCACUAUGAAGGACUAUGAAGGAGCGGGAACGG